This is a messenger RNA of Sclerotinia trifoliorum, 1311 nucleotides long. NCBI's taxonomy places the organism in Eukaryota, Fungi, Ascomycota, Leotiomycetes, Helotiales, Sclerotiniaceae. The record is from the annotation of a GenBank genome assembly.
UUGCCACUUGCAAAACAUCGAGCUUUGCAGCCGCCCGCUUGGCGUAUAGGCUUGGAGUAGAAAUGUUUAAGUAUGAGCGUCGCCCGUGGAUAUUGGAAGGUUACGGCCGGCCGCAGAUUGCUUCAAGAAAGAGUCCCAGAUAUUUCCAUUCGAUUGAGGUGUAAUAUUUUUUUAAAAUAAGAAUUCUUACGUCGGAGCAAGAAUAUCCAAAAUAAAAUGUUGGUUUCUAAUUUGUUUACGACGGUGGCAUUUGGCACGGUUGUGUGUGCGAGGGCUGUUGAAAGGAGUGACCGUGAGUAAUUCUAGGUUUCCUAGCAUUCCAACUUCAUCCCAAUUCAUCGUCAAUUAUUAUUUCCAUGGGGCUUCUUCCCACCCAGAUCACCUCGAAAAUAUGACGGAAGCUAACAAUUUGUCACAGGCUCAUCUCAACAACCCAUAACCGAUCCCUCUUUGCCUCGUCCAAAUCCUUCGUCACAAUUUUGCAUUUUCACGCCAUCGCUUCCAAUGCCACCCGUUUCCUUCACAUCCACACUUCCUUCAUCUCUUCACCAUCAUCUUCCGAACGUCCUUCUCUCCCAUUCAUUCUUUAACUCCAAUCUCCCAGCUUCAGGCUCCACGGUUCCCAUGAUCUCAAGUCUCGCUCUCCGAAGAAACCGGCGACGCUUCUCUUCAAGGAAUCUUCCUCGGUCUCGUCUACACACCCAGUAGCAGUAAAUCUUCCUCUGCACCUCCUUCCACCUCUCUCCCAAAGCCGCAGGAAUCAAAACCGGAAUCAAAAUCCCAUCGCUGUUCUCGACCUUCUAAAUCUAAAGUGGAUGAACAAGACGAUUUCGAUAAAUCGUGGGGUCAUAUUAGUAAUCAUGAGAUUCGUUCCCCUAUUUUGUCGGUACCACAGUCGAGUCCCUCCAUGGAGAUGAGAAGAUGUUUUACAGAGGCAGUGGAGGGAAUAAGGGGGAGUGAAAUGGUGGAGGGUACGUUAAAUUUUCCGGAGGAUGGAGGACGGAUGCGAUUCUUGAUUUGGCGGGUUGAUUGAGUAAUGUGAAUGAAAUAUAUCUAAUUUCACGAAUUGGCUGUUUAUGAAUGGAUGGAUAUGGUACUGGAAUGGCGAGCGCGGAGAGUUCUUAAAACAAUUGGCGUCAGGACAUGAAUUCUAUUAUUUUUAUUUUGGCGUAUAUGAUAUUGUUGGAGCCGGACUUGACAGAGAUGAGAUAGGAUGGAUUGUGUGUAACAAUGAUUAAGCAUAAAUCUAUUAACUAACGACAAUAAACGACCUCGUAAAAGAGGACUGCUAGGAUUCAUCAGUCAUACAAU